This is a messenger RNA of Salvelinus namaycush (lake trout), 894 nucleotides long. Its product is annotated as ATP synthase subunit a-like. Bases 1 to 894 code for a protein of 297 amino acids. The record is from RefSeq and is a predicted model, not a curated record. Lineage: Eukaryota; Metazoa; Chordata; Actinopteri; Salmoniformes; Salmonidae. The transcript has a single exon.
AUGAUUUCACUCAUCAAGAAAGGCUUGGCUAACAUAAGACAUAGGGAACAAAAAGAGAAAGGUGUUUACGUGUUGUUCUACGUGUUGUUCUACGUGUUGUUCUCCGUGUUGUUCUACGUGUUGUUCUACGUGUUGUUCCACGUGUUGUUCUACGUGUUGUUCUACGUGUUGUUCUACGUGUUGUUCUACGUGUUGUUCCACGUGUUGUUCUACGUGUUGUUCUACGUGUUGUUCUCCGUGUUGUUCUACGUGUUGUUCUACGUGUUGUUCUACGUGUUGUUCUACGUGUUGUUCCACGUGUUGUUCUACGUGUUGUUCUACGUGUUGUUCUACGUGUUGUUCCACGUGUUGUUCUACGUGUUGUUCUACGUUUUGUUCUACGUGUUGUUCUACGUGUUGUUCCACGUGUUGUUCUACGUGUUGUUCUACGUGUUGUUCUCCGUGUUGUUCUACGUGUUGUUCUACGUGUUGUUCUCCGUGUUGUUCUACGUGUUGUUCUACGUGUUGUUCUACGUGUUGUUCUACGUGUUGUUCCACGUGUUGUUCCACGUGUUGUUCUACGUGUUGUUCUCCGUGUUGUUCUACGUGUUGUUCUACGUGUUGUUCUACGUGUUGUUCUACGUGUUGUUCCACGUGUUGUUCUACGUGUUGUUCUACGUGUUGUUCUACGUGUUGUUCUACUACGUGUUGUUCUACUACGUGUUGUUCUACUACGUGUUGUUCUACGUGUUGUUCUACGUGUUGUUCUACGUGUUGUUCUACGUGUUGUUCUACUACGUGUUGUUCUACUACGUGUUGUUCUACGUGUUGUUCUACUACGUGUUGUUCUACUACGUGUUGUUCUACGUGUUGUUCUACGUGUUGUUCUACGCUGGUACACAGGACUACUAUUGA